ACUAAAGAAAGAAAUUGUAUUUUCAGAAGAAGUUAUAUUAUAAAGUUAUAUAACUAAAAAAUAAAUAUUACAACACUUCAUAAAAAUGUACACCGACGCGAGCACACAAUACGCUAUAGACGAAAACAUACCAAACAACGAACAAAAUAUCAUCGAUGAGGAAUAUGACAAGAGAAGCUACGAAAACAAACGCAAUGACGCAGUUCUAGUGUUAAAAGAAGAGAAGAGUGAAGAACCUGAAGACAUUCACGAAGCUGUUGAAGAAUGGGCGCGGCGUUCAUCUGGAGUGAGCGACUUUAACGAUGUAGACUGUGGUGAGCCUGCAACGGGACAACACCUGAGAAUCAACUUCGCGUUUACUGAAGAUGAUAACAUAGAGCUGGAGAAUAAGUGUCGCAGUUUUUGGAAGUUUAUCGCUAGCCAUCCACAUUUGGAACAGAUCAAGGUUUUGCCGACAAAUGAUGCUGAGAGCACAUCUGCUGAAGAUGCUGAAAUAAUAACGAAAAUGCAAUCGAAUAAUGCAGUGAAAACUGCAGUGCAGUGGAUGAAACACGACGAUGUAAUGAAAACUGCAAUGAGAACGAAAUUCAGGAAGACCUACUGCGAGCUGGAUAGAGGAGAUUACUGCGAUGGGAGGAAGAAAACCCGCAGAAACUCCAAAAUACAAAUCAAUGGACGUAAAGGUGAUGACGUCAAGGCGUUGAGUGGCAGAUCCAGGGUGCCAUCUGCCGACGAGCUGAAGACGAUCUGCCAAUGUAUGGACGAGUGGGACGCGAUACAUCCGCGCUGUUUGGAUCCGCCUCAACACCAUGUCAUCAAUAGCACAUUUUAACAUCCCAGACCUUCUAAUCAUUUAAUUGAAUAGAGCGAAGAAGGGUUGAUAUCGUAGAAGGGUGUUUAUUUAACAUACACAAUUUAAUGUUCUUUAUAAAUAACGUACAAAAUUAAUUAGGGGUAACCAGUUAUUGUAACGAAGCGGCUGGGUGGGUAUUAACAACGUGUCGAGUCUGAAUAUUUACUCUAUGUUAUUAUGGAACUCUAGUUUUUA
Messenger RNA from Manduca sexta (tobacco hornworm), 1048 nucleotides. RefSeq lists its product as uncharacterized. The coding region runs from base 86 to 832 and encodes 248 amino acids. The transcript is spliced from 5 exons. The record is from RefSeq and is a predicted model, not a curated record. Lineage: Eukaryota; Metazoa; Arthropoda; Insecta; Lepidoptera; Sphingidae.